GGAAAGUUGGGAAUCCCAAGUUUUCCUUUAGGUGUUGGGUAUAGGUCAACUGUUGUUGGCUACCAUUUCCUGAUUUGGAAGGCAGGAGCUCGACCACUUUCAACGAAUAGGAACCACCGCGUUUAAGAAAUGGCUGAAGGUCAGGAUCAGUUGGAGAUUCCAAAGAACAACGACAAUGGUGUGGUGGAAGCCAUGAAGUUCCUAAACAGGGAGUUGAUGACACCCCUGAUGAAGAAUUACCUGAAGGAAGCAGGGGAGUUUCUCUACGUUGCUACCAACGCCACGGCCAAGGACGCAGACCAAAUGAUUAAGGUCCAAAGCUGCCUCUUCGAUAUCGUUAAACUCUGUGACGCCUGGAACUUGAUGUUGACGAGCUUCAAGAUUGGUGCCAGUGACAUCCUGGAGAAACUCCACAUCGCCUACUUGAAACUGCUUGAUGGGUUCGCCGACUUUGCUCUUGCUGAUGUUCAAUCGGUGACCAAACAUGUCAGCUCCAUGAAGGCCGCAUGCAAGAAAGCUGAGGGGUCCUUUAAAACAGUCAUCCGUGAACUGGAGGACACAAUUGGAUUCCUCGAAGAAGUGGACAAGAAGAAUGGUGCACUUAAAAAAACCAAUCGGGAUGAAUAUUGGAUCAAAGCUGAUCGACUAGAGGAAAUAAUAAAGAAUAAAAUUUGGAAUGAAGACCUUGAAACUGUCACCAAGGACACAGAUUGGAAGAUUUUGGAGUUAGAGUUGGAAGAGUUGGAAGUCCCAAGGGAUGAAUAUCAUGGUGUCUCAAAAAAGAUAGAAAACGGUCUCCUGGCGAAAGUUGCAUUGACUCUGGCCCUACCAAAUUUGAAGGCGGCGCUUGAAUUCCUGGUCAAAAUCGAACAACUCGCUGACAAAUGGUACAACGAAUGCAAGGAGGUGGUUGAGAAGAACAUGAAGGCCAAUGUCAAGCAGGCUGGCAAGUUGUCAGAGGACAAGCAGAAAGAAUUCUGGAAACCAUUGGUAUUUGUGGAGACAGCAUACAAUUUCUUGUGCAGAUGGAAAGCCCUGCAGCAGAUUUGCCUGAGCACCAUCAGUCAUAUGCGCCGUGUGAGAGGGGACAUCGACUGGUACUACACUGAAAACCUCUACCCAUCUGAGGCAGUGGAGAAAGCCUGGGCUCUGAGAGAGAAAAUUGAAGAAUUAAAGAAGCAGGUAAAACCAAGGAAACAAAAUAAUGUUGUGCCAGACCAUGACCGGGUUGAAGCUCUUCAUCUGCUGCAGAAGCUUUUUGAAAUGGCACUGCAAAUAGGAGAAGGAACACAACACGCAGACGGUGGCUACAUGCAGAAACUUGAAAUAAUUGGAUCCUACCUUUGGUUUCUUGGUCACAUUAGUCCAGGCCAGGAAAUCCGUACAACUAAAGGACGAACAGGUACGGUUUGCAGUGACCUCCUGGAAGGUGCUGGAAAGUUAAGAACUGAUACCGUCUCAGAAUUCGCCAGUGGGUACAUAGGCUGUAAGCAUGCCCUGGAUGACAUCCCUUGUCGUUCAAAGAGCAAGACUUCUGGAAAUGACCAGAUUGAAGAAAUCGUCUCGAAACUGUCUGAUAAUGUCAAGAGUUUGAAUGGAAGUGACUUGAAAUCCAUUGAAGACCAGUUUAAUACACUAUUGACUAAUGGAUGGAGACAAGUGGAGAAGGAUAUCAAGACAGAGGAAUGUACUGCGGUGUCGGCGGCAGAAGAUUCAACUAAAGGCAGUGUCCUCGGUGGCAUUACUCGCCUUGCAAAAGACUCAUUUGCGAAAGUAUUUCCCGGGCAGAAAAAGACCGAUGCCGGAGCAGAAUCCAUAAAGAAGUACCAGCUUUCUGUUACUAUAACCCAAGAGAUUCAGAAACAGCUGCCCCUUGAAGACCUCAGCAGAGUUUACUCAGAAAUGUUCGGUAGUCUGGAGACGCUGUCCUCGAAUAUGCGAAAUGAGCUGCCCAAUGUUGAAGGAGAGAAUGUAGUUCAAGAAAGAAGUCCCGAAUGGCAAGAUGGCGUACUCAGCAACUUGAUGGGGUUCAUAGUACUCUACUCUACAAACACCAGACAGUUAAAAAAUGUACCGCAGCUGAUCGACAGAGGUAAGAUUAAUAAGCAAGCCACCGAUGGCAUUAGUUGGACGGCGUUGAAAAGAUUGGUCAACACUGAUGAAUUCCUCCGCAGCAAAGCUUUGGCGAUCGAUGACAAGGUUGAUGUCGAAGUUACUGAUAUGAGAAGGUCGGAGAGGAAUAAAGAGCAGGAGAGAAGGAGAGUUGAUAAGGAAAAGCAGGUGAGGGAAAGAGAGGAAGAGCAGGAGAGAAGGAGAGUUGAUAAGGAAAAGCAGGUGAGGGAAAGAGAGGAAGAGCAGGAGAGAAGGAGAGUUGAUAAGGAAAAGCAGGUGAGGGAAAGAGAGGAAGAGCAGGAGCGGAAGAACGAGAUGAAACAACAGACCUCUGUAGGCGUGGGAAAUCAGAAUAGAGCAUAUGCAGGAACAUCCAACACGCAGGAAAGUCUACAUCUGCAGGGAUUGCGAAAGCACAAGGUGACUGAGAAUGAAACAGUCUCGGGUGCGCAAAGUCCGGGUGAAAGCGGGAGUGCAACGGAAGAAGCUGAUGAAACACAAGAGAGUGCACGUUCCCGACGAGAAGCUGGUGGAAACAAAAUACCGAGGGGAAUGGAAAGAUGUGAAGUUCCGGAGAUAAGACCGAGAGAACCGGCAAAAUAUUAGUUUUGGACAUGCUUCGGUUGCGAAUUUCAGGCAGGCCUGAUAGCCUGUUCUAGCGCAUUAUUUAUUGUAGUUGAAUGAUUUUUCAAUAAUCCUGCUAGGAGAUGUCACUGUCUGCUGGAAGUCGUUUUUUAUAGAUAAUUCAGAUGUGUCUUCACUGAUGGAAGUCAGUCGAUCCCCAGUGCUGACUUCGCAGCAUCGUAACCCAGGUGUCCUGGACUAAGAACGAAUUGUAGAUAGAAAUUUGACGAUGUGAUAUGGACUGUAAUCAUCUUUUAAAGGCACCCUCCGAUAGCCAAAGAAAGAUAUGUGAUGGUCAUAGCCCUUCGUAACUGGGACAUGCCAGUACAUGCUCUUUUAUUUUAGACGAAUAUGUACGUGAACGUUUUUAAGCACAUAUGCGACAAGCCUUCGAGGUUCUGACAUUCCAAAUGCUUCAAAAAAACACAAAGACAUACAUGCGUGUUUGCUAAUGUGUGUUUACUUAUGCUAGAGGGAGUUAGUGACAUUGAUAACAGGAUGAAAAAUGCCUUCAGAAGUUCCGUUGGAUCCGUUCGUGUGUAUAUCUUUGGGCCCUUUUUUCUUGAAAAAAUUGUUUGUUCACUUAUAAUAUCGCGCCAUGCAUAAACGCUUGUACAUUUUAGGAAUGAUGUAGAUUGUUGAUUGUGCAUGAGCGAAAGAGGUAGUCUCCAACGCCAUUUUUAAAACUACAUGUAUCAUGUGUAUAAAGAUUUUCGGUGUUCUUAGAUAGGCGAAACUCGAGUAAUUCUGUAUCUCCGUGUGAAAAGGCACAUACUGUACUGAUACUGAUCAUUGCUCUGGCGUGACUGAAUCAUAGGAGCACUAUACUUCAUGCAGUCACUAGCUGUUCCUUUUUGUAAGCCCUACGAUGCAUAUAUAAUUGACUGUCACCGCCGUUUAUCUCGUUCGGAGUGUACAUUGUUCAUGUUUUAUCCAUAAACAAGGGGAUACUACAGGUGAUGUCAUUCAAGCUUAGCCCCCCCCCCCCCUCAAGCUUAGCCCCCCCCCCCGCCGAUAAGUCCAAUUCCCACUGACCUUAUAACAGGCAGUGUUGGAGAGCUCGUGACGAAGGAUCGGCGCGACUUUGUGAUCUCGUGUGUCAUGAUGUCCAAGCUAUACGCAAACCUGCAGGAGGCAGAAGAAGAUAUUUUACCCAAGUCACUGGUUAAUCAUCCUGAGCUUCAGGGCCAUAGAUGCUCUCACCUACCAAUAUUAUGCGUGCGAGGCGAGAAGCAUACAAGUGACCCUGGUACACCCGAGGAUGCUGGUUGGUAAAACCACACAAUAGCAAGAUGCGGUAUAGGCCUAUGUUGGGAGGCUGGUGUGCAGCAGAAGUAACCUGUUUUACCGGUCCCUAAUAAAUGCUAUACAU
This is a messenger RNA of Lineus longissimus, 4108 nucleotides long. RefSeq lists its product as uncharacterized. Bases 130 to 2718 code for a protein of 862 amino acids. NCBI's taxonomy places the organism in Eukaryota, Metazoa, Nemertea, Pilidiophora, Heteronemertea, Lineidae. The record is from RefSeq and is a predicted model, not a curated record. The transcript has 5 exons.